Symbiodinium sp. CCMP2456 is the source of this 363-nucleotide messenger RNA. Lineage: Eukaryota; Dinophyceae; Suessiales; Symbiodiniaceae. The record is from the annotation of a GenBank genome assembly.
AUGAUCCGGCGGGCUUGCGCGUGUUCCGGCUUCCUUUGGUGCCUCGGGCUUGCUGAUGAGAUUGAGGCUUUGCAAGCGACCUUUGGCUGGAAGGGCGGCGGCAUCGACAGACUCCGUUUCUUCAAAGAAAGACUCGGUUUCGAGCCACGGCACGUGGUGGACGUGGGCGCGCAUGUGGGCAACUGGACGCGUGACGCGCGGGAGGUUUAUCCUUCGGCCGACUUCUUGCUCAUUGAAGCCAAUCCGGAGCAUGCGGACAAGCUGAGGGCUACAGGCGAGAAUAGGGAGAAGCGGGCUGUCAGUUUUGAGAUUCACGAACUCAUGGCCUGUAACCCGGCGCUCUUCCCAGACCUCUAUGCGUGA